Messenger RNA from Bactrocera tryoni, 552 nucleotides. RefSeq names its product heat shock factor-binding protein 1. Gene Ontology annotation, molecular function: transcription corepressor activity. The transcript is spliced from 2 exons. Gene Ontology annotation, biological process: cellular heat acclimation. The record is from RefSeq and is a predicted model, not a curated record. Bases 119 to 373 code for a protein of 84 amino acids. Gene Ontology annotation, cellular component: cytosol; nucleus. NCBI's taxonomy places the organism in Eukaryota, Metazoa, Arthropoda, Insecta, Diptera, Tephritidae.
UUUGUUGUGUCUGGUUUCCUAGAACGGAAAGUUGCAAAAUAUUAAGUUAUUUUUAUACUUUUAUAAAAAAGUUAACAAACAAAAUAAACCGCAACUAAAAUUAGCGUAAACAGCAGCAAUGGCAGAUCUUAAGAAUGACGUUGAUAGCGAUUUGGAUCAGAACUACUCCUUGAGCAGUAAUGCGGAUCCGAAAAAUAUGCAGGAAUUGACAAUAUAUGUACAAAACCUGCUACAAAAUGUACAAGACAAAUUCCAAACAAUGUCGGAUCAAAUAAUCACACGCAUCGAUGAUAUGGGCAAUAGAAUAGAUGAUUUGGAGAAAAGCAUUGCGGAUUUGAUGAAUCAAGCCGGCGUUGAAGGCCCAGAAAAGUAAAACAAACAAAUUUUGGUGCGGCAUGUUAGCAUAGAUACACAUAUGUCCAUGAAACGUACAUUUAAACAUUGCUCAUUAAUUGACAAUUAGUCACUGGAACACAAAUAUUUAUAUGUAUUCCAAACAAAACCAUGUAUUAAUGCACAUACAUACAUAUACACCGGCAUAGAAGUCGAUCU